This is a messenger RNA of Camelus dromedarius (Arabian camel), 4463 nucleotides long. It is a transcript of the gene PLA2G4E, whose product is annotated as phospholipase A2 group IVE. NCBI's taxonomy places the organism in Eukaryota, Metazoa, Chordata, Mammalia, Artiodactyla, Camelidae. Bases 53 to 2644 code for a protein of 863 amino acids. Gene Ontology annotation, biological process: glycerophospholipid catabolic process. Gene Ontology annotation, molecular function: calcium-dependent phospholipid binding; calcium ion binding. The transcript is spliced from 20 exons. The record is from RefSeq and is a predicted model, not a curated record. Gene Ontology annotation, cellular component: cytosol.
CCCUAGUUCCACAUGGCUUGUUCUGAGCCGCAGAGCGAUAGAUGUGGCUGGAAUGGCUCUCCAGGCCUCAGAAGGCCAGCCAGGCCUGGAAACUAAUGUGUUUGUCCCGCAGAGCCUGCAAGGGGAUGAGGAAGACAGCAUGUCAGGGAGAACCGUCAGUGAGCUGGAGCACACACAGGUCCUGGAGACUCCCGAUCUCCCACCUCUACUUCCCGUGGCCCCUGGGGGCUCUCAGGAGGAGCUGUCUCCAUGCCACCUGCUGACAGUGAGGGUCGUCCGGAUGAAAAACGUCCGACAGGCUGAUUUGGUGAGCCAAACAGACUGUUUUGUGAGCCUCUGGCUGCCCACCGCCUCUUGUAAGAGGCUGAGGACUCGGACCAUCUCCAACUGCCCAAAUCCAGAGUGGAAUGAGACCUUCAACUUCCAGAUCCAGAGCCGAGUGAAGAACGUGCUAGAGCUGAGCGUCUGUGAUGAAGACACAAUGACACCAGAUGACCAUCUCUUGACAGUUCUCUAUGACCUCACCAAGCUCUGCUUCCGAAAGAAAACCCACCUGAAGUUCCCACUCAACCCAGAGGGCAUGGAGGAGCUGGAGGUGGAGUUCCUGCUAGAAGAGAGUCCCUCUCCACCUGAGAGCCUCAUCACCAACGGCGUGCUGGUGUCUCGACAAAUGUCCUGCCUGGAGGUUCAUGCAGAAUCCAGGAGGCAGAAGAAGAAUAGGAAAAGGACGGACUUCCUGGUGACAGUGACGCAGUCCUUCGAGCACACCCAGCGCAUCUCAUGCAGCCAGGAGCCCUGCUGCCCAAAUCCUGCCUGCUUCCACUACCCCAAGUACUUCCAGCCCCAGGUACACGUGGAGGUGCCCAAGAGCCAGUGGAGCUGCAAGCUUUGCUGCUGCUGUGCGCACAAGAACAGCCCUGUCUGCCAGCCCCUUGAUUGCCUCCCCGAUGGCCAGACAGUGAACCUGCCUGUGAGCGAGAACUGUGAAUUGCACAUGAAGUCUACACCCUGCUCCCAGACGCUGGACGUGCGGCUGGGCUUCAGCCUGUGCCAGGCAGAGCAGGAGUUCCUGCAGAAGCGGAGGGUGGUGGUGGCCGAGGCACUGAAGCAGGUGUUGCAGCUGGAGGAGGACCUGCAGGUGGACGAGGUACCACUGAUAGCCAUCAUGGCCACUGGGGGUGGAACGAGAUCCAUGACCGCCAUGUACGGCCACCUGCUCGGGCUGCAGAAGCUGAACAUCCUCAACUGUGCCAGCUACAUCACUGGCCUGUCAGGGGCCACCUGGACCAUGGCUACCUUGUACCGUGACCCUGACUGGUCCUCCAAAAACCUGGAGCCUGCCAUCUUUGAGGCGCGGAGGCACGUAGUCAAGGACAAGCUGCCUGCCCUGUAUCCAGACCAGCUCUUGAAAUUCCGGGAGGAGCUUCAGCAGCGCAGGCAGGAAGGCUACAAGGUCACCUUUACAGACUUCUGGGGCCUGCUGAUUGAGGCCUGUCUGGGGGACGAGAGAAAUGAAUGCAAACUUUCAGAGCAGCGUGCUGCUUUGUGCCAGGGCCAGAACCCCCUCCCCAUCUACCUCACCAUCAAUGUCAAGGAUGAUGUAAGCAACCAGGAUUUCAGAGAGUGGUGCGAGUUCUCUCCCUACGAGGUGGGCCUGCAGAAGUACGGCGCCUUCAUCCCCACCGAGCUCUUUGGCUCCGAGUUCUUCAUGGGGCGGCUGAUGAGGAGGAUCCCAGAGUCCCGAAUGUGCUACAUGCUAGGUUUGUGGAGCAGCAUCUUCUCCCUGAACCUGCUUGAUGCCUGGAAUCUGUCCCAUACCUCGGAGGAGUUUUUCUACAAGUGGACAAGGGAGAGAGUGCACGAUAUUGAAGAUGAGCCGCUCCUGCCUGAAAUCCCUAAAUGUGAUGCCAAUGUCCUGGAAACCACAGUGGUGACACCGGCAUCCUGGCUGUCCAAUACUUUCCGCACCAUCCUCACCUAUCGAUCCUUCGUGUCUGAGUUCCACAACUUCCUGCUGGGACUGCAGCUGCACACUGACUACCUCCAGAGCAGCGAGUUCUCCAAGUGGAAAGACACGGUGCUGGACAGCUUCCCAAACCAGCUGACACCAUCCGUGAACCAUUUGUGCCUGCUGGACACUGCGUUCUUUGUCAACUCCAGCUACCCGCCCCUCCUCAGGCCUGAGAGAAAAGUUGACCUCAUCAUCCACCUCAAUUACUGUGCGGGGUCCCAGACAAAGCCCAUGAAACAAACGUGCGAGUACUCCACUGUGCAGAACAUCCCCUUUCCCAAAUAUGAGCUGCAGGAGGAGGAUGAUAAGCUGAAGGAGUGCUACCUGAUGGAGAACUCCCAGGAACCUGAUGCCCCCACUGUGGUUUUCUUCCCACUCAUCAAUGACACCUUCCAAAAGUACAAGGCCCCAGGUGUGGAGCGAAGCCCCGAGGAGCUGGAGCAGGGCCAGGUUGACAUCUAUGGUCCCAAAACUCCCUACGCCACCAAGGAACUGACAUACACGGAGGCCGCCUUUGACAAGCUGGUGAAGCUCUCCGAGUACAACAUCCUGAAUAACAAGGACAAGCUCCUUGAGGCCUUGAGACUGGCGGUGGAGAAGAAGAAACGCCUGAAGGGCCAGGGUCCUUCUUAAGUCCCAGGGGGCCUCACUGAUCUUGUCGCAGUCAGAGGCGCAGAACGCAUCAGGGCUGACCGGCCCGCACAGCUGGUUCUACUCUCCGGCAAGGGAUGCAGGCAGGCUGGUCUGGGCUUUCCAUCAAAAAAAUUAAAAUGAAAAAAAGUUGAGGAAGACAGAGAAAGAGACAAAGGAAAAUAACAAGGGGACAUACUGGGGUUUUAUACUCAUUGGAAUUUUUUUAAACCUUCCCUGCAGAGAAAGGGGUCCAAUAGCCGCAGGCUCCCACACAUGCCUAAAGUGUGGAGAAUAAAAGCAUGGCCAGGUUUUAUUUCUGGAAGAGGCUGGUUCCCCAGAAACCUUGGACUCAGAGCUGGAACUCCACCCACCCACACAGCCUACCCUCCCCAACUGCCAAUAAUCUUCUCUGGUGAAUGCACAAGAGGACCUGAGAAUCACUCUGGGUUCUCUGGAAAAAUGCCUUUUUUUAAAUUUAAGGCAGUUAUAUUCUUGUGAUGUUUAUAGACAGUUGUAUUUUGUGGUUUUUAUUUUUAUGCGUCAGCGUAUUAAUAGGAAGCGUGAUGCUUGAAGAUCCAGAUGGAGCGCUAGAGACACCUGGUCUCAACAACAGCACAGACAGGGGAUGGGAUUUCAGUGGCCCCUUGCCAGCCAUUCGGAGCCCCCGGAAUGGCGAUCUCCGUGACCCCAAUCAGGCAGCCCUGACUGAGCAUCCAGCUGCAGUGAAACACCAGGCAAAACCCAAGUCUACAGCUCAGAUUCGCCGAACAAGGAUCAGGGAUGGGGCUUAGGGAUGCCUGGGUGAUGCUGCCAGGUGCUGCCCACUCCAAGGGGCCCCUGCUCACUGGCCAGCUUGCUCCAGGAGGAGCACAUCUCAGUCCUCUUACCACCUCCUCUCUGGUUUUCAGAUGGGGUUAUUUAUUUCUAAAAGGGAUUCCUCUUAUUUAUUAUGUAAACACCAUGGCCAGCACAUCUCAACUCUUGAAGUCACCCUGAGAAAACAAAACCGGAAAGGACUGACCCAAGAAGGACUAGGUUAACCCUGAGGAAGAAGCUCAUCCUUGGAGAUGGUUUCCAUAUGAAUCGCUAGGAAACCCCUGGGACACAGAGCAGCCCAGUCAAAGUAUCCAGGUCUCCCAUCUGGCUGGCAACUUAACUAAGGAAGCAUGUAACCCAAGCCGUUGAGAUGCCUGGGCCGAUGGAAGGUGUGACCAGAAAGGCAUGUGGUCCACAUGAAGCCCAGCAAACCUGGAAGGCAUAGCUCUCUUUCUGGGCCAUCAGUCCUUUGGAUGUUAGUUGACAGGUGCCAAAAGUUUACCAAAAUUGUCCUCCAAUUUACAUCCUUGCUACUCCAAGUGUGGUGGGGAACUGGUUAGAAAUGCAGAAUCUCAGGCCCCACCCCAGCCAUACUGAAUCAGAAUCUGCAUUUUUAAGGAGAUUCCCACCUCGUCUCCACUGCCCCCAGGUGAUGCCUAUUCAUAUCAAAGUCCAAGAGGAGCAAAUGUAUGUCAUGCGCUCCCAUAAGCUAGAAGGCAUGAAUCCAUCAACUCCCCUGAGCCACUGAUAAACUGGGCCUCUGGACCUGCAAGGCUGGUCCCCUCCCAGAGAAGGCUGACCUGGGACGCCACCCCUCCCCCCACCAGAGCCACCAGCUGCCUCCACUUUGCCAUCUUUUCUUUCCAUCUGCAACCAGCAGGUUCUCCUUAAACUACCAGAGUGAACCAUGGGCAAGAUCUGUGUGUUGUAAGGUGAAGGCAGCCCUGCCUCAGAUUCAUCAAAGUAUGUAAAAUGAGGUUUAUUAAAUCAUUGUGUCACUUGA